AUCCUACGUCAUUGAGGUGUUAUUUUUGAUAUAAAUGUUACUGGGCUUCGAUGUUAUUUAUAACGAUACGUUUGACUUUUAAGAUUUAGUAAUGCAAAAUAUUGUUUAAUUCUUUCACAACCAUUAGAUAAUCUUAGGGGUUAAGUGACCUGUGUCGCACAGUGACCAGCACAAUAAUUUUGAUCGAAUCUGUUGACAAUCCUAUAUAAUUUUUAUUAUGGUAGUCAAAGAUACUUCAUUUAGUUUCGUCUUGGUGUAACGUUGUGGGUAAAUAACAAUUAAACUGAAACAAUGGCCCCCCCGGGUAUCGGGAAUUCGGUGGAGAUCCGCCCCGAGGCGACAGCAUCGUCGGCAGAGAGGAGCAGUAGCAACGGAGUCGCUACAUUCCAAAAGGACAUCGUCGUUUUGGAUGGGGGCUUCGCUACUCAAUUAGGCUGCCACGUCCAACAACCGAUUGAUGGAGACGUCCUAUGGAGUUCCAGGUUCUUGGCCACCAAUCCAGAGGCUGUUAUUGAUACUCACUUAGAUUUUCUCAGAGCUGGUGCGGAUGUAAUUAUUACUAACACAUAUCAAGCAGAUGUCAACUUGUUUGCCAAACAUCUCAAUAUGACCAAAGAAGAAGGAUACAACUUAAUAAAAGACUCAGUGAAGAUGGCCAAAACAGCUGUUGAAAGAUAUUUAAAAGAAUAUCCGGAAGCAAGAAAACCUCUUAUAGCUGGUUCAGUGGGUCCUUACGGAGCUUCACUACAUGAUGGUUCGGAAUACACAGGAGCCUAUGCGAAAACUACUUCGGCAGAAACCAUGAGAGAAUGGCACGGGCCCAGAAUAAAAGCCUUGGUGGAAGGAGGAGUUGAUCUCUUAGCAAUUGAAACUAUUCCGAAUGCAGUUGAAGCUGAGAUGUUGGUCCAGUUAAUAAAAGAAGAAUAUCCUAAUGUUAAAGCGUGGCUUGCUUUUAGUGUAGCGCAAGACGGAAAAUCAAUAGCCUACGGAGAAGACUUCAAAACAAUCGCCCGAAAAUGUUAUGACUCCAAUCCUGAGCAAUUAGUAGCCAUAGGAAUCAACUGCACGGCCCCACGACUAAUCGAACCCCUUCUCACCGGGAUAAAUGAUGAUAGAAAAGACAACCCCCGACCACUUAUUGUCUACCCUAACAGCGGAGAAAGUUACAAUGUCGAACUCGGGGAAUGGUCCCAAUCUUCAUUGACGGACGGACCAAGGGAUGAUUCCAGAUGGCAUAACCGAGAAAACUGCGAGCCAGUAGACACAAAUAUUCACAAAUGGUUAGAUCUGGGAGUCACGUGGGUCGGAGGCUGCUGUAGAACCUACGCCGUAGAUGUCACAAGAAUACGCGACCAAGUGCAGUUAUGGAAGGAGAAACAGUAGCUAAACGUUGAAUUUAUAUUUUAAUUUUUAUUUUUAAUAAAAUAAAUUCUCACUAAUUGUAAAAAAUAUUUUUAGGUAGACAAAAAUGUUUUUACGAAUACCUGCCUGUUAAAAGUUUUGAGAAAACUGUUUUAUCCUUUUAA
This is a messenger RNA of Diabrotica virgifera virgifera (western corn rootworm), 1526 nucleotides long. RefSeq names its product homocysteine S-methyltransferase. Bases 292 to 1383 code for a protein of 363 amino acids. Gene Ontology annotation, molecular function: S-adenosylmethionine-homocysteine S-methyltransferase activity; zinc ion binding. The transcript has 7 exons. Lineage: Eukaryota; Metazoa; Arthropoda; Insecta; Coleoptera; Chrysomelidae. Gene Ontology annotation, biological process: S-methylmethionine cycle. The record is from RefSeq and is a predicted model, not a curated record.